Molecule: messenger RNA, 975 nt
Organism: Sesamum indicum (sesame)
Lineage: Eukaryota; Viridiplantae; Streptophyta; Magnoliopsida; Lamiales; Pedaliaceae
Source: RefSeq, a predicted model, not a curated record
CCCCGUCUUUCCUCGUUCUCUCACACUCGCCGCGUUUUUUUCCAUUUGGAAGCUCUCUCUCGCGCAGAUUUCGUCAUCAAUCUCCUCUUCCUAACCCUAAACCUAGUUUUCAUCCCGAUUUUCUGCACCCUGGUUCUAUUGCGUAUCGUUCANCAGAUGGCAGCAAAGCCCCUCACAAGUGAAGCAAUUGCUCUAGCUGAGAAGAAAAUGGACAUGACUUUAGAUGACAUUAUCAAAAUGUCAAAGACUAAUGCUAUGAAGCCUAAGAGGCAAAGAAUAUCUCAUAGUGGUAAAAAAAUUGUUAACAAUGCUUCCCAAGAUAACUCUUUCAAAGUCCGAAGGUAUAUGGACACAAGAUCGUCUCUUAGACAGGGAACCCUUACUCUUCGGAGGUCAAACUUUAAGGUCAAUCAGUUUCCUUUGGGAAUUGAGGCCGCUAGAAAGGCUGCUUUUGCUCCGAUUCGCAGUAGAGCCUUUAAGCAAAGUAGGCCAUUCAGUGUGAAUAAACCAAGGGCUGGGGCCCCGACCAUCCAGAAGAAUCCUGUGAAUGGAGGUGGCUUUACUGUGAAGAAACCACUGCAACAAAUCAAUAUAGGCCCCAAGCAGAAUCAUCAAACGUUGGACUCGCUAUUUGCUAACAUGAAGGAAGAAAGGAAGCGGGUUUUGUCUCAACAGAAUAAUUGGUCAAGAAGAAAUGGAGGCAACCAGCCUAGAGUACCUUGGGCAAGAGGUCAUCUGCACAAUUAGUAGUGAUAAAGGAAAAAUGUAGUCUGUAUGCAUGUUCUUGGUAACUAGGAGAUAUUAGAGCAUGACAGCAUGAGUUCCAUGUUUCUGUGAAGAUGCAUGGCUGUCUCUGGCAUAACAUUCUUUUAUAUUGAUUGAUAGUUUCGAUUUUGUAUAUCAUUUGCUUAUGAUUUUGCUGGAACCUGUGAUGAAUUGAAAUGGGGUUGUGAAUAGAUCUGUCUUUUUAAUCAA